GGAAAAACAUUAAGGGCUGCUCAGUUAUUGACCAGUUGACGUCGCCCCGUAGACAACAUGUCUGUCGCUCUAGCACCGAUCUUAGCCCUGUUGCUGGUGGCCACCGCACAGUCGGCAACCUUAAGUCAGUUUCCCCCGUUCGAAAAGCAGCAUCUAACCGGGAAUUCCAAUCUGCGUGUGGCUCCGCGUGCCGAUGAGGCCACCUAUCGUCUGCCAAAUAAUACGGAGCCAGUGGACUAUAAUGUCGAGAUUACCACGAAUGUGCACAAGGGCGAGACAGCCUUUACCGGCAAAGUGAUCAUCAGCCUGAUUGUUACUGAGGACACCCCCGAAAUUGUGGUCCAUGCGCGUCAGCUGGAGUUCAUUGACGUGAUAAUACGCAAGGCUGAUGCCACAGCUGAAACUAAGCUCGAGUAUAGUCGUGAUUUGGAGCGUGAGUUCUACAAACUAACUGCUAAGGAUGUGAUCUUUGAGGAGGGCAGCAGCUGGGUGCUAACUAUCACGUAUUCGGGCACACUGCGAUCGGAUAACGGCGGCUUCUAUUUGUCUACGUAUACGGAUGAGACUGGUGCAACAAAAUACUUGGCUACCACACAGUUCGAGUCGACCGAUGCUCGCCACGCAUUCCCCUGCUAUGAUGAGCCAGCGAAACGGGCCACUUUUACCAUCACCAUCAAACACGAUCCCAGCUACAAUGCUAUCAGUAACAUGCCAGUUAAUGCCGAGGCUUCGAGCUCUGGCGUUACGACAUUCGAAACCACUGUCAAAAUGCCCACAUAUUUGGUUGCCUUCAUUGUAUCGGACUUUGUGUAUACUGAGGGUGAGAUGAAUGGUCUGCGCCAGCGCGUUUUUUCACGCAAGGGCACUGAGAAUGAGCAGGAAUGGGCACUGACGACUGGCAUGCUGGUGGAAAACCGCCUGUCCGAUUAUUUCGGAGUGCCUUUUGCUCUGCCCAAACUGGAUCAGGCGGCCAUACCUGAUUUUGCUGCUGGCGCCAUGGAGAACUGGGGAAUGGCCACCUAUCGCGAGGAGUAUCUGCUGUACAAUCCCGAGAAGUCCACAAUUAACACAAUGACGAACGUUGCCACCAUCUUGGCGCAUGAGGAUGCGCAUCAGUGGUUUGGUAAUCUGGUUGCCAUCGAAUGGUGGGGCUAUCUCUGGCUAAAAGAAGGCUUUGCCACACUCUUCGAACAUUUGGCUGUCGAUUUGGCGUAUCCAGCAUGGGAUAUUUUCCAACUGUUCCACGUUGGCUCCUAUCAGGGUGCCUUGAGCGUUGAUGCCAAUCCCAGUAUCCGCCCCAUGACAAAUUACGUGGAGAAACCAGAGGAUAUAGGAAGGCAAUACGAUUCGAUUGCGUAUGCCAAGGCAGGCUCUGUUCUAGACAUGUGGCGUCAUGCGCUAACCAACACUGUUUUCCAACGUGGUUUAACUAACUACCUGAAGGAUAAACAAUACUCCGCUGCCAACGAGACAGACCUGUUUGAUGCCAUUGGGCUAGCCGCUCGGGAAGAGAACUAUGAAGUGCCGGCCAAAAUUGAGGAUAUGCUUGUUAGCUGGACACGUCAGGGUGGCGUCCCAGUACUGAAUGUGGAGCGCAACUAUGAAAAUGGUUUCUUCACCGUUCAGCAGGAGCAGUACACCAACGACAAAAGUUACCAGAGCAGCCUGCUUUGGUAUGUGCCGUUCAAUUAUGCCGUCCAAUCGAAUCCCGAUUUUCGCAACACCGAAGCCACAGACUACCUCCUCAAUGAGAAGCAGAAGCUGAUCGAAGCCAAAUCAAACACCGAUGAAUGGUUGAUUCUUAACAAGCAGUCCACUGGAUACUAUCGCAUCAACUACGAUAAUCGUAACUGGGAGCUUAUCAUUGAUGGUUUGAUAAAUCAUUCGCACAAGAUUCAUGCGCGUAAUCGCGCCCAGCUGAUUAGCGAUUCCUAUAACUUCGCCACCAGCGGCCGCUUACCACAUGCCACAUUGCUACAACUGAUGACCUAUCUGCCGCAGGAGAAUCAAUAUGCACCCUGGGCCACGGCCAACACAGUUGUCACGCUCUUCAAUCGCUACCUGAGUGGCGAUGAGGACUACUCUGACUUCCAAUUCUACGUGUCCGAGCUGGUCAGCGAUCAGUUUGACAAAUUUGGCGUGAAUGACCUCGCCGGAGAGCAUCAUUUGGUCAAGUUUACGCGGAACGUGGUCAUCAAUGUGGCCUGCAUGGCCGGUUUGAAGAGCUGCUUGAGCGAAACGAAUACCAAACUCCAAAGCCUGGUCGAUAAUGGCACUCCCCUUGAACCCAAUCUACAAACACCUAUCUACUGCAAUGGCCUAAAGCAGGCCAAGGAUGACGUCUUCAACUUUGUGUACGACAAGAUGAUGAACUCCAACGAUCAAGCCGAACGUCGUCUGCUCAUAUCGGCACUGGGAUGUGCUCAGAACGAGAAGCAACUGGAAAAGUAUGUGUCCAGCAGCAUUGAUCAUACCAACAAGUUGCGCACCCAGGAGCGCUACACGCUCCUCUCUCCGACCUAUUCGCGUGGCACUGUGGGCUGGAAUGUCUGCGUUGAUUUCCUGAUGAAUCAUUGGCAGGAGUAUGGAGAGCUGAAUUCCGGCUUUGGUGGUGUUAAUCCCCUUUACUCGGACAUAGUUGGCAUGUCAGCCUACGUGGUGAACGAAGACCAAAAGGCCAAGCUACAAUUGCUGGUCGAUGAGGUCAAGAAUUCCUUAUUCGUGCCCGACACAAUACAGGUUAGCGUGGAUUCCGUCAUUGCAGCCAACAUGGAAUGGUUGUCGACCAAUCGUGGACCCAUAAUUUCCUGGGUAUCCACCUAUCGCAACGGCAGUCCAGCUUUAGGUGCAUCUGCUUUAGCCCUGGCACUUUGUCUGUUGGUCGCAAAAUUGUUUUAGGUGUUACUCACAAUUUUAAGUUAGCUUUAGAACUAAUUCAUCCCUAAUUCACCCACAAAUGUAUGUACAUAUAUACAAUCGCAAUAUUUUGAUUUUCUAAUAAAACACAUAAUAGUUGA
Molecule: messenger RNA, 3017 nt
Organism: Drosophila grimshawi
Lineage: Eukaryota; Metazoa; Arthropoda; Insecta; Diptera; Drosophilidae
Product: aminopeptidase N
Exons: 4
Coding region: 58-2898 (946 amino acids)
Biological process (GO): proteolysis; peptide catabolic process
Cellular component (GO): cytoplasm
Molecular function (GO): peptide binding; zinc ion binding; metalloaminopeptidase activity
Source: RefSeq, a predicted model, not a curated record